Molecule: messenger RNA, 429 nt
Organism: Perognathus longimembris pacificus (Pacific pocket mouse)
Lineage: Eukaryota; Metazoa; Chordata; Mammalia; Rodentia; Heteromyidae
Product: small ubiquitin-related modifier 2-like
Exons: 2
Coding region: 57-287 (76 amino acids)
Biological process (GO): protein sumoylation
Cellular component (GO): nucleus
Molecular function (GO): protein tag activity; ubiquitin-like protein ligase binding
Source: RefSeq, a predicted model, not a curated record
UGCGGACCGGGGGCCUCUUUUGUGAAGCGGCAUCUGAGGAGACUCCGGCGCUCGCGAUGGCCAAUGAAAAGCCCAAGGAAGGAGUCAAGACUGAGAACAAUGAUCAUAUUAAUUUGAAGGUGGCGGGGCAGGAUGUUUCUGUGGUGCAGUUUAAGAAUAAGAGGCAUACACCACUUAGUAAACUAAUGAAAGCCUAUUGUGAAGGACAGGACACACCUGAACAGUUGGAAAUGGAGGAUGAAGAUACAAUUGAUGUGUUCCAGCAGCAGACAGGAGGUGUCUACUAAGAAAGGGAACCUGCUACUUUGCUCCAGAAUUUUGUUCUUAUAGACCAAGAAUACAUUCUUAAUUAGAAAACUGCAAUUUGGUUCCACCACAACCUGACUACUACAGUAUAGUUUUCUCUAUUCUUUCAUUUUCCCCUUCCCC